Messenger RNA from Beauveria bassiana ARSEF 2860, 1038 nucleotides. Its product is annotated as electron transfer flavoprotein domain-containing protein. The transcript has 2 exons. Bases 1 to 1038 code for a protein of 345 amino acids. The record is from RefSeq and is a predicted model, not a curated record. Lineage: Eukaryota; Fungi; Ascomycota; Sordariomycetes; Hypocreales; Cordycipitaceae. Gene Ontology annotation, cellular component: mitochondrion. Gene Ontology annotation, molecular function: electron transfer activity; flavin adenine dinucleotide binding.
AUGUUUUCCGCCGCCCGACGAGCUGUCGCCAGGCCUGCCACGGCAGCGAUUGGCCGAGUUUCGCUCAAUGCCUAUGCCCACCAGCGUCUGCUCUCUGCUCUUGCGAUUCUGGAGCAGCGCGAGGGCCAGCUCACUGCUGGUUCUUUGAGCGCCGUGACCGCAGCCAAGGCCAUUGGCGGCAGCGUCCACGGAUUCUUGGCCGGCGCCAGUGUCAAGAGUGCUGCCGAGCAGGCCGCCAAGGUUGAUGGCAUCGAGAAGAUUCUGACGGUGAACAAUGCCGCCUACGAAAAGGGUCUCCCCGAGAACUACGCUCCUCUGCUCGUCGAAAAUAUAAAAAAGGGAGGCUACACGCACGUCAUUGCUGCCAACUCUGCUUUCGCCAAGAGUGUUUUGCCCCGCGUUUCUGCGUUGUUGGACUCGCAACAGAUUUCCGACGUCACUACUAUCCAAGAUGAAAAGACUUUUGUCCGACCUAUCUACGCCGGCAACGCCAUUGCCACCGUCGAGUCCUCCGAUGCCAUCAAGGUCCUGACUGUUCGAGGGACUGCUUUUGCCGCUGCUGUCCCCGGCUCCGGCUCUGCUGCUAUCGAGGAGGGUGCUGACCCCAAGGCCGAAGCUACCGCCGAAUGGGUGUCGGAGGACCUCGCCAAGUCGGAUCGCCCAGAUCUUGCUACUGCUAGCAAGGUGGUUUCUGGCGGUCGCGGUCUCAAGUCCAAGGAGGAGUUUGACAAGAUUAUGCUGCCUCUCGCCGACGCUCUCGGCGCUGCCGUAGGUGCUUCGCGCGCUGCUGUCGACAGCGGCUACGCCGACAACAGUCUUCAGGUCGGCCAGACUGGCAAGGUCGUUGCUCCCGAGAUGUACCUGGCUGUCGGCAUCUCCGGUGCUAUCCAACAUUUGGCGGGCAUGAAGGACAGCAAGGUCAUCGCCGCCAUCAACAAGGAUGCAGAUGCCCCCAUUUUCCAGGUUGCCGAUGUCGGUCUUGUGGGAGAUUUGUUUGAAAAGGUGCCCGAACUUACCGAGAAAGUGAAGAGCUCGUAG